AUGUCUUCUCCAGAAUCUCGUUCGGUGAAGCGACCAAGAACUCAAUCACUCCCACCGCCGUCCCUCCCGCAACUCGUUGCUGAACAACAUGUUCCGAUCCCUUCCACCGACAAAGACUCCAAGAGAUUGAUUGUCGUCCUCUCCAAUGCCAGUCUCGAGACAUACAAGGCUAGCUACGGUGGCAAUCGACCGGGCGGCCAACGCGAGGAGAAAUAUUCGCUGUUGAAUAGUGACGAGCACAUUGGGGUCAUGCGCAAGAUGAAUCGCGAUAUCAGCGAUGCCCGACCUGAUAUUACCCAUCAAUGUCUCCUUACCCUCCUGGACUCCCCAAUCAACAAGGCCGGAAAGCUCCAGAUUUACAUCCACACCGCUAAAGGCGUCCUGAUCGAAGUGAGCCCAACAGUCCGGAUCCCACGUACAUUCAAGCGAUUCGCUGGUCUGAUGGUCCAACUGCUCCACCGUCUGUCCAUCAGAUCUGUCAACUCCAACGAGAAGCUGUUGAAGGUCAUCCAGAACCCUAUCAGUGAUCAUCUUCCCCCAAACUGCCGCAAGGUCACGCUCAGCUUUGACGCCGAAAUUGUAAAGGUCCGGGACUACGUGGAGGAACUUCGCGAGGAUGAGAGUAUCUGUGUGUUUGUAGGAGCUAUGGCCAAGGGCAGCGAUAACUUCGCGGAUCAAUACGUUGACGAAAAGAUCUCUAUCAGCAACUACAGCCUCUCAGCUAGUGUGGCCUGCAGCAAGUUUUGCCACGCCGCUGAGGAUGUGUGGGGCAUCAUCUAG
Molecule: messenger RNA, 780 nt
Organism: Mollisia scopiformis
Lineage: Eukaryota; Fungi; Ascomycota; Leotiomycetes; Helotiales; Mollisiaceae
Product: putative nucleolar essential protein 1
Exons: 3
Coding region: 1-780 (259 amino acids)
Biological process (GO): rRNA base methylation
Cellular component (GO): small-subunit processome; nucleolus
Molecular function (GO): rRNA (pseudouridine) methyltransferase activity; rRNA binding
Source: RefSeq, a predicted model, not a curated record